AAAAUACAAUGUAUUUGUUUGUCGAGUCGUGCUAACGUGUGUUUUGAACUAAUUAACCAACAUGGAAUUUAAAUCUUUGAGCCAUUACAGUAUACCGAGUCACGUGCUGAUGCGAAUGUUCGGGUACUUGGCGACGAUGACGGUGCAAGGCGUGAACGGGCUCAUCAUGCUGAGCAGCUUCCGUGGAGACGCGAUGAGAGACACGAAAGUACUACUCUACUACAACAACCAGACCAGGUUCAUAAGCUGCUGGACCUUUGUGUUUCAGAUUGUAUACGCGGCUAUUGCACUAGCCUCCGAUGUCGUUACAUUUAAGAAAGAUAAAAAACACAUCGAACAUUUGCAAAGAUUAGUGACGAUCCGAGACGUGUUCUUCAGCAGUAUCAUCGUACCGUAUUCAUUGGUCGUCUCAACUGAAUUCUGGGCGAUAUACCUGUACGAUCGGAAUUUGAUAUUGCCCAGUUUCAUGAAUAAAAUCAUCAGUCCGUUGUCGAACCACAUCGUUCACACGUGCGUGGUGCCGACCGUGCUCUUCGAGAUGGCGCUGAGACCUCGAAAGACCCCGAAGUCUCACAAGUGGAACCUCUCUGUAUUGGCGGUCGUCACGCUCGUCUAUUUGUGUGUAUUACUUUACUCAUAUUACGAAGGCGGAAAAUGGCCUUAUCCAAUAUUAACCUACCUCCAAGGAACAAUUUACUUUAAAAUUUUCGUUAUCGGAACAUUACUAUCGCUACCAGCGUGGUAUUACAUGCAAUGGUGUAUCACGAAGAUAAUUUGGCGGGAGGAUUGCUUAGAAAAAGAGAAAAAUACACUUUAGAUUGUGCCCUGAAAGCGACAUCUAGUCAAUAAUAAAAUCAACUUUUACUAAUUUAAACCGAUAUUAGUUUCGUUUCAAACGUGAACGAUAGAUGGCGCUGUCAUUAAUUAUUUCAGAUCUUAAAAUUAAAAUCUGAAAGCUAUGCAAUAUUAAUCCGCAUAAAUGUAAUUUAAAAACUACAGGAACAGGCUUGAAUAAAAAGCCGAACUUAACUAAGCCUUAAUUAGUACUUUCCUCAGAAUUCAGUAGUAAAAUUCAAGUUAUUUUAAUGAAAUCAAAACUGAAAUGUUCAUAACAUCUAAACAAUCACAAUGGUUUUAUAGUUUUGGGAAGGGACUUUUUGUAACGCCAUCUCGUGAAAUUUGUUGGUACUACAAAACAAAAAUAUGUCCCUGUAACAAUGCAAGUAUCUAAAAUAUUUAGGUACUAGAUGGCAUUAUUCUAAACUUUGUGUACCAAGCAUUUAAUAAUAUUUUUGCGUAAAAUCGUGUUUUUAUUAAAAACCCGUUACAAUGUAUUCUAGUCGUUUCCCAGAUGCAAUUUAUUUUAAUAACAUCCAUAAAAAUAGCAUGUUUAGUUGUAGUUUUCUAGAAAAAUCUCAAUAAUGUAUAUAAUCUCUAUUAAUUAAAUAAAAAUGAAUUGCUGUUCGUUAGUCUCGCUAAAACUCGAGAAUGGCUGAACCGAUUUGGCUAAUUUUGGUCUUGAAUUAUUUGUGGAACUCCCGAGAAGGUUUAAAAGGCAGAUAAAUAUGAAAAUGCUUGAAAUUAAAUAAAAAUAACAAUUCUGUUUUCCCAUUGAUGUCCCCCCGUCAGACGGAUUCCUUUUCUUUGUGUCUUUUAUUUAUCGAUUAAGGCACUACGAAGUCUGCCGGGUCAGCUAGUAUUAUAACAAAAAUAACGAGUUAAGCACGCAAUACCGUCUUUACCAUAAGGGCACACGGGGCCCGUGCCCAGGGCCCCAUUCUCAAGGGGCCCCGAAAGACCGACAAUUUCUCUCACACGUUUAUUCUCAAAACAUUUUUGUCGGUCACAUUACACUUUUUUCAAAAAUCAGUAAUCAGAAGGCAUAAUAAUAUACUAUGCCUAUAAUAGAAGAUUUUGCUCAACAGAAAUCCCGAAAGAAACCGUUAUCGAAAUCGUAACCAAAAAACCAGCAGCAUUCUAAUAUAAUUAAUGACAUAUUAUAUCAUACUGUAUUUGAUUACCUAUAAUAAAUGGUCUCAUACUCAGUAAAAAAAUGUUAUUAUAAUUCGCUUUUUUUACUUUCCAAAAGAGCCUCAAAUUCUUGUGUGCCCAAGGGCCCCAUCCUAGUUUAAGACGUCCCUGUAAGCACGCUUUUGUGCUAUAUUAUUCUAAUAUAAUGUAUAAAAUUAAGUAUCAACUAUUAAGAGCAUCGUAACUUAGCAAAAUUCAAUAUAUUAAUAAAUGUAUUACAAACGAAA
Bombyx mori (domestic silkworm) is the source of this 2258-nucleotide messenger RNA. Its product is annotated as androgen-dependent TFPI-regulating protein. Gene Ontology annotation, cellular component: endomembrane system; membrane. The record is from RefSeq and is a predicted model, not a curated record. Lineage: Eukaryota; Metazoa; Arthropoda; Insecta; Lepidoptera; Bombycidae. Bases 62 to 817 code for a protein of 251 amino acids. The transcript is spliced from 5 exons.